Messenger RNA from Musa acuminata AAA Group (dessert banana), 1878 nucleotides. RefSeq names its product probable polygalacturonase. Lineage: Eukaryota; Viridiplantae; Streptophyta; Magnoliopsida; Zingiberales; Musaceae. The record is from RefSeq and is a predicted model, not a curated record. Gene Ontology annotation, molecular function: polygalacturonase activity. Gene Ontology annotation, biological process: carbohydrate metabolic process. The coding region runs from base 139 to 1878 and encodes 579 amino acids. The transcript has 7 exons.
ACGGGGGCAAGAGGAUGCCGGGCCCACGUGGCCAGCCUGACGGACUUCGGCGGGGUGGGCGACGGGGUGACCUCCAACACGGUGGCCUUUGCGGCGGCCGUGGCCAACCUCAGUAAGGUGGCGUACGACGGCGGCGCGAUGCUGGUGGUGCCGGCCGGCCGGUGGCUCACCGGGCCCUUCAACCUCGCCGACCACUUCACCCUCUUCCUCGACCACGACGCCGUCAUCCUCGCCACUCAGGAUAUCAACGAGUGGCCGAUCAUUGACCCUUUGCCCUCCUACGGUAGAGGAAGAGAUGCGGCUGGGGGUAGAUACAGUAAUCUCAUCAUGGGAUAUAACCUAACCGAUGUGGUCAUAAUAGGGAAUAAUGGAACUAUCGAUGGACAAGGUGAAACCUGGUGGAAAAUGUUCCGUAACAAAGAACUCAAUUACACUCGUGGAUACCUCAUUGAAUUGAUGUACUGCAAACAAGUGCUGAUUUCCAACAUUACAUUGGUUAACUCUCCAUCGUGGAAUGUCCAUCCAGUGUACAGCAGCCACGUAAUCGUCUCAGGCAUCACAAUUCUUGCACCGGUCAACUCUCCCAACACUGAUGGGAUCGAUCCAGACUCAUCCUCCAAUGUCCGCAUUGAGGACUGCUACAUAGUCUCAGGCGAUGACUGCAUCGCCAUUAAAAGCGGUUGGGAUGAGUACGGGAUUGCAUUCAACAUGUCAAGCAAACACAUAGUGAUCAGACGGCUCACCUGCAUCUCCCCCACGAGCGCUGUCAUCGCCCUGGGAAGCGAGAUGUCGGGAGGAAUCCAAGAUGUCCGGGCCGAAGACAUCACGGCCAUCCACUCCGAAUCCGGCGUCAGGAUCAAGACGACCAUCGGAAGGGGAGCUUACGUGAAGGACAUAUUCGUGAGAAGAAUGAAUCUGCACACAAUGAAGUGGGUCUUCUGGAUGACGGGCACCUACGGGCAGCACCCGGACGACAAAUUUGAUCCGAAAGCCAUUCCGGUGGUGCAGAAUAUCAGUUACAGCAACGUGGUGGCCGAGAACGUGACCAUGGCCGCGAAGCUGGAGGGGAUUCCCGGCGCGCCCUUCACCGGAAUAUGCAUCUACAAUGUGACGGCGGAGGUGGUGAAGUCGAAGAAGCCGAUUUGGAACUGCACCGACGUGGAGGGCGUAUCGAGUCACGUGACGCCCACUCCCUGUGCGCAGAUUCCGGAAUAUCCAGAUCGUAUAACGCAUUGCCCCUUCCCUGAAGAUGAUCUACCUGUGAAUGGUGUUGGGCUAGAGGAGUGUAACUCGUCUAGGCGUUGGUUGACCCAGGACAACUGGGCCCUGAGCGAGUCGUCCACCAAGUCAAACGAUACGGUGUCAAGCUUGAAGUGGGGUAGUGUGUUGAUGAUUUUAGUGCUGUGGACGGUAACAGCGGCGUUCAUAGGGAUCGCUGAGGGCCAUCGCCACCACCGGCAGGCAGGUGGUGCGACGGAGCUAGAAGCCUUCCACUACGCAGCGGCGGGGGCAAGAGGAUGCCGGGCCCACGUGGCCAGCCUGACGGACUUCGGCGGGGUGGGCGACGGGGUGACCUCCAACACGGCGGCCUUUGCGGCGGCCGUGGCCAACCUCAGUAAGGUGGCGUACGACGGCAGCGCGAUGCUGGUGGUGCCGGGCGGCCGGUGGCUCACCGGGCCCUUCAACCUCACCGACCACUUCACCCUCUUCCUCGACCACGACGCCGUCAUCCUCACCACUCAGGUCCGCCUCCCUCCUCCGCCCCCUUCCCCCACCUUCUCCUCCAUCUAUUUCGAUGUAGAGUGCAUGUUCAUAAUCGUUCACGGCUUGUUUGCCAUUAUCAUCGCCUCUAUCAUCCUCGAUGGUGAUUAUGGCUAG